Molecule: messenger RNA, 936 nt
Organism: Marmota monax (woodchuck)
Lineage: Eukaryota; Metazoa; Chordata; Mammalia; Rodentia; Sciuridae
Product: amelogenin, X isoform-like
Exons: 5
Coding region: 1-936 (311 amino acids)
Biological process (GO): multicellular organism development
Source: RefSeq, a predicted model, not a curated record
AUGGGGACCUGGAUUUUGUUUGCCUUCCUGUUUGGAACAGCCUUCACUAUGCCUCUACCACCUCAUCCUGGGCACCCUGGUUAUAUCAACUUCAGCUAUGAGGUGCUUACUCCUUUGAGGUGGUCCCAGAGCAUGAUAAGGCAGCCGUAUCCUUCCUAUGGUUACGAACCCAUGGGUGGAUUGCUGCACCACCAAAUCAUCCCCGUGCUGUCUCAACAGCAUACCCCGAGUCACACCCUUCAGCCUCAUCACCACAUCCCAGUGGUGCCAGCUCAACAGCCCGUGGCCCCCCAGCAGCCAAUGAUGCCAGUUCCUGGCCACCACUCCAUGACUCCAAACCAACACCACCAGCCAAACCUCCCUCCACCUGCCCAGCAGCCCUUCCAGCAGCCCUUCCAGCCCCAGUCCAUUCAGCCACAGUCUCACCAGCCCAUCCAGCCCAUGCAGCCUGUCCAGCCCGUCCAGCCUGUCCAGCCUGUCCAGCCCCAACCACCUCUGCACUCCCUGCAUCCCCUGCCACCACAGCCACAUCUGCCUCCGAUGUUCCCCAUGCAGCUGCCCCCCUUUCUUCCUGAUUUGCCUCUGGAAGCUUGGCCAGCAACAGACAAGACCAAGCGGGAAGAAGUGAACUCGGGAACUCCGCUAACUCCACCCUGGCAAAACGCCAGGCGCCAUCCCGACUUGGCUGCGGCUCUCAACAGGCAGGGAAGAGGAAGUGCCAAUUCCUGGCCCCAGUUCUCCCCAAGUGCUGCGUCUGAGCAGCUGCAGGCUCACAGCUCCCUCUUGCAUGGUGUGAGACCCAAAGCUGCUCAUGCGCAUUCACCGGCAGCUGUGGCCACCAACGCCCAGCCGCAGCCCAGCACCCCGAAGCAGAGGCGACCUGGCUCCCUGUGGCAGGAGAGGCCAGGCAGCCGAGACCAGGGACCAAUUCCAUGA